Molecule: messenger RNA, 1449 nt
Organism: Fibroporia radiculosa
Lineage: Eukaryota; Fungi; Basidiomycota; Agaricomycetes; Polyporales; Fibroporiaceae
Exons: 5
Coding region: 1-1449 (482 amino acids)
Source: RefSeq, a predicted model, not a curated record
AUGACAAUCACCCAGGCCGAGGGUAAUUUACUGGAUCAGCCGAUGUGGGAAGUAUUUGAACGACAUGGUAAGAUUAACUACACGAGGCCCAUGAUAGGGUCAGAGUCCUAUCAACUUUCGUGGCACAAUUUUGGAGAUGGCAUGGGCGAUGUUACGCUGGGGCUCACUUUCACGACAAGUCUUGAGGUAAGCGUAUUUGCGGAGACGUUAAAGCACGCACUCUGCUAUGUGAGAUUCAUUUCACCUCUGCUAGCCUCUACGGCCGAGAAAGGAGUUCACGACCCUCAGCUGUGGUCAUGGGUAUAUACUCCCGCCUCUGACGCAGCCGAGGUGGAACAAUGGGCUACCGACACUCUUGAGGUCGUCGAAGGCCCCGAUCCCGAUCAGUUUGUGAAUAGCAAACUCGCAAAUCGACUUCCCUAUACCCGAUCCAAUGGCUUAGUCCAAUACUGGAAGCUUUUUCUCCUCAAGACCGAGGGUGAUCAGUUGGGCUUGUUCAUUCAUGGCAUACAUGCGGUUUUCGAUGCACAUCCCAACUUCAAUCUGUUUCAAAUCCUUUUCGAGGAGGUAGCAUGCCCGGAUCCUACCCACCAGGUGAACAGCCUACCGUGGGGAGAGGAAUGGAAAAGCCUUGCCCCUGGGAUCAUCAGUGCGACGGGUGGUCCUCGUCCGGGAUGGGACACUGAAGGGAUGGAGUUAGUGCGGUUCUUCAAGGAACAACUCACUAGUAGCGUCGUACGCUUUAUUUCCCCAUCAUUCCCUGUUUUCGUGAUCGCUGACCGUCUUGUCGCACUUCAGCCGACACACGCACUUCGAUCAGCACGCCCCAAAAUAACAGAUAUGAGCAAAGUUAUCAGAAUAGUGGAAGUAGUCGACCGCGAGACCUCGCGACGCAUCAUCCAGGGUACAAAACGGAACGAGAAUUCUUUAACCCAACUAUUCGAAGCUGCAGCAGUCCUAGCAACGUUCACCCUCAAUCCCGACUUUGUGGGUCCAGCGGAAGAAGCGCAUGUCACAUUGGAUGUCAGCUUCAUUUCUUUGAUGAAAUACUUAGUUCCUCCGUAUGACCAAAAGUCGUACAUUGCAGGAUGCUCAGCUUUGGUACCCCUCAAGAUCCCAUACAGCUCGUUCAUGCAUGAAGAAAAUCCACUGAAGCAGAUCUGCCGCAUAAUGGAUUGUGUUCGUGCCCAGUAUUCACGGUAUCUCUCCAAUCCACACCUCCCUCACCUUACUGCACGUCUUUCUACACUGAUGCCCUUGAUGACGUCUCCCGAGCUGACGUGGUCCAACCAAUGUGCCACAAUCAUGACCAAUAUCGGAGUCAUAGAACGUCUGAUGAGGUUCAAGUAUUAUUCUGGGGACCCUGGUCGAGACCCAGAGGUGAAGCCGGCUAUCACCGUUGACAACUUGCACUUCGGUCAUCGUGUGGCACACGGACUGAGAUUGUAA